AUGGAUAAAGGCAAGAAAAUAAAAAUUUCUGAAGAAAACAGAGUGUUUAAUGAUACAUGGACAGAAUCAUUUGCAUUCUCUACUGACAAGACUGGUUUACCAGUAUGCUUAAUAUGUGGUGAGAAAUUUGCAAACAACAAAAAGUCGAAUAUUGCAAGACAUUUCCAGAAUAAACACACAGCCUUUGCUGAAAAAUAUCCAGAUGGAGAUGAGAGACGAAAAGCCGUUGCAGAACUUAUGAGGAAGGUUGAUAGGAGCAAAAAUAAUUUCAAGAAGUGGGUGAAGUCUGCAAAUUCCACAACAUAUGCUAGUUUUGUAGCCGCUCAGGAAAUAGUCAAGCACGGGAAGCCAUUCACGGAUGGAGAGUAUAUAAAUGAAGCAUUCAUUAAGAUUUCGGAACAUCUAUACAUGGACUUCAAAAACAAGAAUGAAAUUGUGCAGAAAAUCAAAGACAUGCCUCUCUCUGCGAAGACUGUUAAAGACAGAACCCUAAAAAUGGCAGAAAACAUUAGCAAACAGCAAAUUCAAGACAUUAAUUCAGCUGUGGCGUACUCCAUCGCCUGUGAUGAGUCCAAAGAUAAAGGUGAUAUUGAACAAAUAGCGCUGUUCUGCCGAUAUGUGAACUCUUUUGGGCCACAGGAAGAACUGAUUGAGCUGAUACCACUAGAAGACCAAACAAGGGGUGAGGAUAUCUGUAAGGCUGUCCUGGACUUUUUAAGUGCUAAAGAAAUAAACACCAACCACCUGGUCUCAGUGGCUACUGAUGGGGCACCGAGCAUGAGAGGAGCACAGAAGGGCUUUGUGGCUCUACUACAGAAGGCGCUGGGUAGAACGCUGCUGUCAUUUCAUUGCAUCCUGCACCAAGAGGCAUUGUGUGCUCAAACAUUUCCCCCCGAAUGCACAAAAGUGAUGGAUGUGGUCAUUCAGAUUGUUAAUAAGAUAAUGGCAAAGGGUUUAAAUCACCGCCAGUUUCGUUUGCUAUUGGAUGAGGUGGAAAGCACAUAUUCUGACCUCCUGCUCCACAACAAGGUCCGGUGGCUGUCCAGAGACGAGGUGCUAAAACGCUUUGUCACAUAUUUGGAAGAAGUAAAAACCUUCCUGGCCUGCAAAGAGCUCACCUUUGCUGAGCUGGAACAGUCAGAGUGGCUGGAAAAAUUACAUUUUAUGGUAGACAUGACAGCCCAUCUAAACAUGCUAAAUACAACCCUUCAGGGGAAAGGAGGCACUGCCCUGCACAUGCUGGAGGAGGUUUUGGCAUUCGAGCGCAAGUUGACAGUGUUUGUCAAAGAUUUCCAGAGAGGUACACUGUCUCACUUUCCCUCUUUGAGAGAGUUCAAACAAAGUCAUGAUACGAUAAAUUUGGAAUAUUUCAAGUCUGCAAUCACCGCAAUGCAAAGCUCGUUUGGGAAACGAUUCUGUGAGUUCAGAGAGGAAAAAAAACACAUUAUCCUUCCCUGUCACUCCCCUGGCGAUCGAUCCAUCCCUAUUGAAUAUGACUGCAUUUGCAGGUGUAAGUCAACCUGA
Molecule: messenger RNA, 1524 nt
Organism: Pelobates cultripes (western spadefoot toad)
Lineage: Eukaryota; Metazoa; Chordata; Amphibia; Anura; Pelobatidae
Source: the annotation of a GenBank genome assembly